CCGGCGCUUGUGCGUGAGCGUACGCGAUACCGACUCCUCGUCGUGCGCGGCGUGUGUCCCCCGUGAUAGUAGUGCUCAUUAUCCGCUCAAGCAUUGUUCGUCGUGUGCUACCGUCGCCACCGCCGCCGCCGUCGCGUACUUAUAAUAAUAUAAAUAUUAUUAUUAUUAUUAUUAUUGUUGUUGUCGUUGUCGUUCUCGCCGAUUCCGAUCCCGCGACGAAUAGAUAUUAUAAUAACCGGCUACACGAUUCGCCGUCUCACGAAAUUGCAAAAUUAAUUUUUUAAUAAUAUUUUAUAGGUAGGAGGCAUUUCUUAUAAUAACCGUAUAAAUUAUAAUCACUCGUUCUGCCGGUUUAUGUUUUCCCGGCGUGUAAGAUAAAUAUUAUACUGUACCGUCGUUUUAUACUCUUGUUCAUCCGAUUGAAAUAUUAUAAGGGUUGCUAUACGACGGUCCGCGACAUGCCGGUGGUGGCUGCUGCGGCGGCAAUGAUCACCACCGCUAUGGUACUGCCGGACGGGCGGUCCACUUGCCCGAUGUUGACAUGUUGACGACGGCGGAUCCUUCGCACUCAUGUUGCUCCACCAGGGACAAGGUGCGCAUGGCCAGAAGAACACGUCACAUCUCCUACAGUCCAUACAGAACAGGCUGAUACCGGGAUGGAGCGUACACCUGGCCAACGACAAUAGACUGUUCUAUUGCAAUCACGUCACACAAACGGCAUCUUGGUUGCCGCCCGUAGAAGCGUGGCCCAAAGAUCCCGGUGCCAAGUCUUUGCCUUACGGCUGGGAACAGGCGCUUGACGGCGAUGGAAGACCUUAUUUUAUCAACCAUAUCACAAAAACCACCAGCUACGAAGAUCCCAGAAACGAUUUGGUGGAGGAGAGCCCAAAACCUAGACUGGUUACUUUAAAAAGACAUUCCGAACUAGGAUUUGGAUUUGUAGCUGGCAGUGAAAAACCCGUUAUAGUCAGGUUCGUUACUGAGGGAGGACCUAGUGAUACUAAACUUUUACCUGGUGAUCAAAUUCUUCAGAUAAACGACGAAGAUGUUCAAAAUGGUCUUAGGGAUUACGUAAUACAACUGGUGAGGUCUUGUAACGAGACAAUCACUUUACUGGUGUGUCAGCCUCCGCUCGACAAUUCGGCCAGAAAGUCGGCUUUGUUGAGUUCAGCAAAAAAAGCCAAACUCAAAUCUAAUCCAUCUAGGGUGCGUUUUGCGGAAGGAGUUCUCGUAAACGGUUCUCCAUUAUGCCCGGUGUCUGCGUUCAGCGGAGGUGACCCGAACAUAGCCUUGUUACCUAAUGUGCUCAAAGUGUUCCUGGAAAACGGACAGACCAAAUCAUUCAAAUACGACUCCACGACCAAAGUAAAGGAUGUCGUGGCUUCGUUGCAAAACAAACUAUGCAUUAAGGCCGGGGAGCACUUCGCGUUGGUUCUCGAACAAGUCAAAAGCCUCCGUAGACAUAAGCUCACGUUACUGGACCCCGAACACACUUUGGCCAGGGUUGCGUCGAGGCCAGGCUCCCAUAAUCUCAGAUGUUUAUUCCGAGUGGCGUUCGUGCCCAGAGACGCUUGCGAUUUGGCUCAAAAAGAUCUGAACGCAUUUGAGUACUUGUACUUACAAUGUUGUAAUGACGUGGUUCAAGAACGCUAUGCGCCGGAACUCAAGUACGACAUAGCUCUGCGGUUAGCCGCGUUACAUAUCCACCAACAUGCUAUGGCCAAUAAUAUCCCCUAUUGUAAGGUCACGGUCAAAGCUAUCGAACGGGAGUUUGGAUUAGAAAAGUUUGUGCCCAUAUCGCUCAUGGAGUCGAUGAAACGGAAGGAAUUGCGGAAGCUACUAACACAUUUGUUGAAACUCAACCAAACAAUGACGGGUACCAAUUACAAAACACUUACGGCGUUACAGGCGAAACUUUACUACUUGACCAUAAUUUCCGAAUUGCCCAGUUACGGCGCAAAAUGUUUCUCCACCAACGUCCGCGAUUGCAACUUGGAAACGGUGAUUCUAGUCAGCCCUAAAAUGGGAAUUAGUCAGAUCGUGGGACUCCGCAACAGUAUGCCAGUGCCUCUGGCAGAUAUUGAACAAGUAACGAUGGUAAAAGUACAAAAAGACGAUCAAAUUUCAAGUACGGUGACGUUGUAUUUACAAAACACAGUACAAAAGGAAGUCAGUUUUUGUAUGGAGGACCGCGAUACCGACGAAUUUAUACUUGUUUUAAAAGGCUAUUUUAAACUUUUGAUGACUAUGAAUUUGCCAAUCGACCGGGAAGGCGAUUUAUUACACACGGAUAGCGCACCCCAAUACUAUUCUCAUCAUGUUGUGAAACCAUCACUUUGGAGUUACGGCCCAUCGACCAUGUACGCCAAGGAACAAGAAAAAUUGACUAAUUUUUCUUUUUGUCCAAUGUACACUCCGUUCAAACACGAAAUGCUCAAACCCAAUGAUUACGGAUCUUUAAAUAGAACAAUAUGGACUGGUAUGCAAAACGGAAAUGUAGACAACAACAUGAAUACAAUGUCUUUGAAAAAACAUCAAAACGGUCAUUUAGGGUACAAAUCGAACGGCGAUAUAAAAGAGAAAUCGGGAAUCGACGUUCAAAGCGUGGUUUCCAUGGAAAUAUUGGAAAGCGACAAUACCUUUGUAGACACCCAUAACGAAGAGGUGCUGAGGAGAGUGGCCGAGAUGCAAGAGUUGGUGGAAAACUCGGAACAAUAUCUGAACAGACAUCAGCGCGAAUCCAGCGACUCGGACGGUUCUCACAUAUCGUCCGACGGUUCGGUGUCGUUGCCACCGCCUCCGACCAACCUGGGACAGCUGAAACACAGCGAUUCGCUACUUUUAUUAGCUCAAAAGGGCACUGAGGACAGCAUCACCGCCGCAGUCCAAGCGUUGAACUUAGGAGAUCUAGAGAGCGACACGGAGUCCAUCAACACGCCGUCGACCAGCCCUUCGCACCGCGAGCGGAAUUCCAACAGGGACUCUGACAUGAGUUUCGGGCUGCACAGUCCGGAAGGGCUGGCCGCGAGUUCGGGACACGAAGCCCUGCAGGAACUGUGGAAAAACCUGCAAGAGGACAACCGGUCGUUGCCCAGGAGCAGUUUGUACUUGGAACCGGACUUGAUAGACUUGACGUUAAUACCGCCACCUAUUGAAGAGGCGAAGAUCAACCAGACGAACGGUUCCAACUCUGGCAGUCAGUGCAGUCUGCCGCCGACGCUGUUCGCGGACUACGACCACCAGCAAAACGCGGAUCGAUUUUUAGACUCUGUACUGGAUAACGGGUUCAAAAACCACACGAAUCUCAUGAGCCUGGACCUAGAGUCGUUCUUGGCCACGAUGACCAUACCACCACCGCCCUUGCUACAGACUUCCGGUGACGGGCGGCCGGAAGAGAAGCGAUCCAAUGUGGUGUUAACGUCCGAAGAGAUAUCGUCGUUCAUAAUACCACCACCCCCUCCCAAAGCGGUGGUACCGCCAUCGGUAUUGAUGUCGACGGCCGCGGACGGCGUCGCCGAACACCCGCACCAACACCAACACCGACGAUCAGACUCCGGUGACGAGACGGACGACCGCCGCCGCCGAAGCGUCAGCCAGACGAGGACCCCUGCCCCUGGGACGUCCGUCAGCGCGGCCACCACGCCGGACGGUCCGUGCGCGGCCACCAGUGAGAAAACGCUGCCCGGUUUCUCGUGCUGUUCGAGGCCCAGACAGCGGAGCCCGGACUCACAGCCACCGUGCCUGCCCACCCGGGCUCAGAACAUGACGCUACCCCGCGUCAAACCCAAGGUCCCGCCCAGGGUGGACUCGACGCUGUCGACAAAACCGCCGCUGCCGCCGAUGCCGUCGCAGGAAACGCUGAUGCGGAACGGUUGCUAUUCGACCAACAGGGACGCGGUGGCUGUCAUCAACGAACUGACGGGCAGACUGAACGAGUUCGGCGAACAGUGUAACACGGCCCAAGCUCAAGGAGGCGGCACGCAUCUGGAUGAGACCAAGUUCCAGGAAGCCAAGGACAUACUGUGCCAAGAAGCCAGGCAGCUGGUGACGUCCUCGAAGAUCCUGAUCCGGUGCUACAUGAACCCGAAGAGCGCCGAGUUCCAGGCGAACCUGUCGCAGUGCGUCACGCAACUGCGCCGGAUGACCGUGCUCAGCGGCAACAUGACCAGGCACACGUCGUCGCCGCUGCAGACCCGCAACCUCAUACUCAAGGUGGCCGACGUUCUGCGCACGUUCCACGGCCUCCUCGUGGACACGGACGUGUGCACGGAAACGCUCACCAGGCACGCCGAGGGCCUGGCCAACGUGCUGGCGAAACUUUUGCGCAGCCUCCGGGUGUUCUCGCCAUGACGGCGAACGUCGGUCGGGGCCGCGGGUCCCGACUAGGUGUCGAUGCGACGAGUGUCCGCCGUAGUCUCGUCGGCGUACAACGGAAAACCGGAAAACGGCCGAGGAGGGAAAUUUUCAUCCGAUUGGUUCAUUUUUUUAUGUACAUAAUAUAAUUUUUAGGUAGGACGAGCCUCGAGUUUGUUUGUUUGUUUUUUAUUAUUAACGUGUAAGUCGAAGCCAAAAAAUCGUUUUAAUUACAAUAUAAUAUCUAUAUAUAGGUUACGCAUUAGGUUGAAUAGCAUAUUAUAAUAAUGUCAGUAUAUGAUCGUCGUACGUGCGCCAGAUCACGAGAAUACAUCGCCGUUAUGUCCGUUUAGGUACUAUCGAUCAUCGAUACAUCCAACAAUAUAUUAUAAUUUAUAAUAUAAUAUGAUAUAUUAUUAUUGUUAUAUUAUGGUAAUAUAUUGUUAUCGAUUUAUAUGCACUCAAUCCGUUCGUUGGAUUUCCAAGACCAAAUAUAAUAAUAUUACAUUAAAUAGGGCAUCCAGGUUUACGGGUACCGUCGGUUAGGGUACGUCGCGCAGUCGUCGUACCCGCCGAGAAUUAUCUUAUAGUAUCUCUACAUGUUUUUAUUUUUUAUUAUUAUUAUUAUUAUUAUUAUUGUUUUUAUUUGUUUCUUUUUUAUUAUUAUUAUCAAUUGUCAUUAUCAUUAUUGUUGUAAAAUUGUAGCAUUAAAUCUAGUCAAAUUUUAGAAUAUAAUUCGGUCUGUUCGUUUUUCGAAUAUACGCAUGACACAUAAUGAUAAUAUAUUAUAUAAUAUGAUUUGUAAAAAAAACGUAAAUAAGGUUGUUUUUUAAAAAUAAUAAAAAAAUGUCUAGUUUUAAUCCCACGUUAAAUAAAUGGCAUGUCAAUUAAUCAAAAUAAUUAAUAUUUUCGCAGUGCACUUAAUAAUACAGUACGGAAAUAGUUCGAUUUCACGUGAAAAAAAUUAACGAUAUAUUAUAUAUAUAAUAUAUAUUAUAUCAUAGUAAUAAAUAAUAAUAAUAUAUAAUAUAGACUUAGAAAUAUUAAUAAAAUUUAAAAUUUAAAUUAAUCGAUUUUUUUUCUUUUAAUGCUAACGCCGUUGUUAAUUUUUCCAUUCCAUAAUUAUUGUGAGUACCUAUAAUGUUUAUUUUGUUGUUUAUAUUAUUUCAAUGCGUUACACAAUGUACCAUCUCGUACCAAUUUUUAAAUUGUAUAUUAUGUAUAAUUUCGGUACGUAGAGCAUUCAUUUUUUUUUUUUUUUUUUUGACAUUGACAUAGUGUUUUAACCUUUAUCAUAAUAUGUCACGAACUGUAUGGAUUUGUAUUUGUUUAUUAUAUUAUUAUUAUUAUUUCCAAAAACAAACGAUUUUUUUAUGUAUUUUCAUAUUUUACCGGAGAACAAAAUUGUAAAAUGUAUUUGAUUAAAAACAGGUUUUCGAUGAAAAAUAAUAUAUAAU
Metopolophium dirhodum (rose-grain aphid) is the source of this 5810-nucleotide messenger RNA. RefSeq names its product FERM and PDZ domain-containing protein 4. Gene Ontology annotation, cellular component: cytoskeleton. Gene Ontology annotation, molecular function: protein binding. The record is from RefSeq and is a predicted model, not a curated record. NCBI's taxonomy places the organism in Eukaryota, Metazoa, Arthropoda, Insecta, Hemiptera, Aphididae.